Episyrphus balteatus (marmalade hoverfly) is the source of this 834-nucleotide messenger RNA. RefSeq names its product alpha/beta hydrolase domain-containing protein 17B. Gene Ontology annotation, biological process: protein depalmitoylation. Gene Ontology annotation, cellular component: endosome membrane; plasma membrane. The transcript has 4 exons. NCBI's taxonomy places the organism in Eukaryota, Metazoa, Arthropoda, Insecta, Diptera, Syrphidae. The coding region runs from base 1 to 834 and encodes 277 amino acids. The record is from RefSeq and is a predicted model, not a curated record. Gene Ontology annotation, molecular function: palmitoyl-(protein) hydrolase activity.
AUGUUUUGCUGUCCUCCAUGUCCGGGACCGAUAGCAGCUAAAUUGGCAUUCCAACCACCCGAACCAACAUACAAAUUAACAGCCGCUGAUGAUACAAAUAUCAAAUAUAAUUUGCAUCUAUUCGAUCGAGCGGAAUGGCAAUAUUCGGAACGCGACAAGUCCAAAGUUGAGGCCUUUUUUACGCGCACAUCGCGUGGAAAUUUAAUUACUUGCAUUUAUGUGAAAUGCAGUAAGAAUGCCAAGUAUACGUUGCUCUUUUCACAUGGCAAUGCUGUUGAUCUUGGUCAGAUGAGUAGUUUUUAUAUUUCAUUGGGAUCACGGUUAAAUUGUAAUAUCUUUGGAUAUGAUUAUUCUGGGUAUGGAAUGAGUGGUGGGAAGCCAUCGGAAAAGAAUUUAUAUGCGGAUAUUGAAGCUGCUUGGCAGGCGAUGAGGAGUAGAUUCAACAUUAGUCCAGAAAGUAUUAUUCUUUAUGGCCAGAGUAUUGGAACAGUGCCCACAGUUGAUUUGGCGACACGUCAUGAAGUGGGAGCGGUGAUCCUUCAUUCACCAUUAAUGUCCGGUAUGAGAGUUGUGUUUCGGAAUACCAAGAGGACAUGGUUUUUUGAUGCAUUUCCCAGUAUUGAUAAGGUCUCUAAAGUGAAAUCUCCUGUACUUGUUAUACAUGGAACCCAUGAUGAAGUUAUCGAUUUUUCACAUGGUAUUGGAAUCUAUGAAAGAUGCCCAAAAGCUGUUGAACCUUUAUGGGUUGAGGGCGCUGGUCAUAAUGAUGUAGAAUUACAUUCGCAAUAUUUUGAAAGACUUAAAAAAUUUCUUACCGUAGAACUAGUUAAAUGA